UGUUUGUUUUGUCAACAUUUUUUGUUUUGUUUACUCAAAACAUUAACGUAAAAUAAAGAUUUUUUAAUUGCAACAUUGUUACCGACACACCCAAUAAUAUACAAGGACGAGUUGAUUAAUUUUUUUUUAUAAUAAUUAUUCCAUAGAUUUACAUAAAUAAUAAUAAUUUAAUUAUUACUACACCUAUGAGGCUGUACCUGUACCAGCUGUACCUUAUUCGAAAUAUUAAUAACGUUACAUUACACUAGAAUCCAUCUUCAAUAACCAUCGGUAGUUAUUAUCCUAGUAACUUUAGCUACACGUAAGACUGAAUGGGCAGUUUCCCGAAAUUGUUGGAUUUCAACAUAAUAUUGACAUCUGUUGCGGUAGUAAAUAAGUAUUAAAUAAAAUGGCAGAAUACUCAGAGUAUCAGCAAAAUAACUUGGAUAGUAUUUUAAAUUUUAACUAUGGCAUUGACUUAUUCCCAAGAUCCAGUCAAAACCCAGUCAUUAAGAAAAAUACUCGAGAAGUAGCUUUGAUUAAAUUAAAAAGAUUACUCAGGAAUAAUGGAUUUGCUUUUCUAGCCGAAAAUAAUAAAGAAGCGUUUAUAUUAAUGUUCUUAUAUGCACGGAAAAUGAAUGAGAAUAAUGCAUUGGAUUUGAUUCAAAAUUAUUACCAAUUUAGAAAGGAACAUGAUCUAUGGUUUCGUCGAUUGGAACCUUUUGAUCCGAAAAUUCAAAUGGCUAUUCAAGAUGGUUUCCCUUCUGUACUACCAAAUUUGGAUAGACGAAGUCGUCGUGUUCUUUUUAUGGUUUGUUCCCAAUGGAACACUGAACGUUAUUGUUUACUAACUAUAUACAGAGCACUAUUAGUAUCUCUAGAACAUUUAAUCAAAGAUGUCAAUACUCAGUAUAACGGUUUUGUAUUUAUUAUUGAUUGGACCAACUUUACAGCUCGUCAAACAAUGAACAUUAGUCCAAGGCUGUUACAUGUAAUGCUACAAGGUUUACAAGAUUGUUUUCCUGCAAAAAUAAAAGCUGUUCAUUUUAUUAACCAACCGUGGUAUAUUGAUGGCUUAAUGUCCGUUGUUAAACCAUUUUUAAAAGAAAAAACAAAAAAUAGAAUAAUUUUACAUGGUUUGAAUUUAAACACACUACAUAAAUAUUUCCCAAGAGAUAUUUUGCCUUCAGAACUUGGUGGUGAACAGCCUCCAUAUGAUUCAAGGAUUUGGUUGAAGAGUCUUUUAGGGUCUUCUUUGGGAGUUGAUUUAUAAUUUUAUUUUAUGACACUAAAAUUUAACGUACAUUGAUAUUUUUAAUGAGGACAGGACUAAAUAUU
This is a messenger RNA of Melanaphis sacchari, 1317 nucleotides long. Its product is annotated as clavesin-2-like. NCBI's taxonomy places the organism in Eukaryota, Metazoa, Arthropoda, Insecta, Hemiptera, Aphididae. Gene Ontology annotation, cellular component: membrane. Gene Ontology annotation, molecular function: phosphatidylinositol bisphosphate binding. The transcript has 5 exons. The record is from RefSeq and is a predicted model, not a curated record. Bases 389 to 1252 code for a protein of 287 amino acids.